Musca vetustissima is the source of this 7294-nucleotide messenger RNA. RefSeq lists its product as uncharacterized. Lineage: Eukaryota; Metazoa; Arthropoda; Insecta; Diptera; Muscidae. The record is from RefSeq and is a predicted model, not a curated record. The transcript is spliced from 8 exons. The coding region runs from base 18 to 7289 and encodes 2423 amino acids. Gene Ontology annotation, biological process: regulation of gene expression. Gene Ontology annotation, cellular component: nucleus.
CUAUGUUUUGACACGCAAUGGAAUUGCCUUCCAUGGUUCAAAGAUCUGGCGACACCCUAAUCGUACGCAGUGUAGUCAGUGGCAAUCAAUUAUAUGCGGACCAACAACACAACUCAACUGGACCAGAAAUUCUAAACAAUAUGAAUACCUCAACAACAACAUCAGCAAACAAUAACAAUGGAAGUUCCGCUGCCAAUGGUGUUGGUGGCCUACAAGUAAAUCCCUCCAUAUCCAACAGCCUGAUAAUGGAACAAAUUGAAUGUCUGAAACGUUCCCAAGAAGCGGCCCAACAAUUAAUGCAACAACAUCACCAACAACUGCAGCAGGCACAACAACAACAACAGCAACAGGCCCAACAAAAUGCCGCCAUGGAACUAAAAGAAGAAGGCCUGCCGCAGUGCAAAAUCAAGCGUAACUAUAGCUGCAGCUACUGCACCUAUUUCACACAAAAUCCUCGCUAUCACCUGACCCACUUGCGUGAUGUGCACGGUGAGAAAAUAGUCAUCAAUAAAUGUAAAUUGUGCCUGUAUGCCUCCCGGCACUAUCAGAAGUUGGUGCGGCACAUGAAAAUGGUGCAUGGCUGCACGGAGGGAGUGACAAGUGGUCAUGGCCAGGCACGUGGUAAGCGUGGCAUGAAUCGUGAGCGAAAGCGUAAACUGGAGGAAAAUAUGCCACAAACGGGCGCUAUGAAGCUAAUGAAUCUCGAGGCAUUCAAUGCGGAACAGGAAGAACAACAAAAAUCACAACAGCUAAGCAUAUCGGCAGCCAAUGCCUUUAUUGCUGCCUAUGAACAACAGCUACGGGCCCAACGUGAUUUGGCCGAAAAAGAUGCCCUCCGCAAAACCGAGCAUUCCACUUAUGAAAGACGAGAAUCCACAUCACCGCCACCAGCACCACAAGCACCCAUCAAAGAGGCAUCUGAUGAUGCAAAUUAUACAAAUUCACACGCACAACAAAAAUGCUAUGAUUACAACCCCUCCUCGUCGACCACCUCCACCAGCAACAACAACAACAACGCCCAACAAGAAGCGAAAAUUCAAAUUCCCCCACAAAGGCUCAGUUAUGAGUUGACACCAUCUCCGUCGGGCAGUAACUCGUCUCCGCCACCAGCCGGACAAAGCACCAGUGGCAGUACCACACCCCUCAGUGUUAUGUUACCCUCCGAUGAACCCUCCAACAACCGGCUCCUGAAAUGUAGUCUUUGUGACUUCACCACCCUGUAUCGCAACAAUCUGCUCGAACAUGAAAUCGAAGAUCACUGUGAUGCCAAAUUCUAUCGCUGCGAGAAGUGCUCCUAUGUGACCCACAUUAAGGCCCGCUUUAGCAAGCAUGUCAAAUACCACUCCAUGCCCAUGAUCAAGUGCGUGACGUGCGAUUUUCGCACACCCUACAAAUGGAAUUUGGAUCGCCAUAUGAAAAAUCAUGGUGGUGCGGGACCAUUCCGCUGUGCUGCCUGUGACUUCACAGCCGACAUCAAACAAUCGCUGACGGUACAUGAAAUGAAUCAUCACGUGCCGCCGGUGGGUCACGCAGCCGGCAUGACUUUGGCCCGUAGACGCAACAAGGUAGGUGGUACCGACCUGAGUGAAGAUUUCUUCAGUGACUCCGCUGAAAUGAUGGAAGACCAUUUCAAUAACAACAACAUGGAUGAGUAUGAUGAAAUGCUGAUGACAGCCGGCCCCGCCGAAGGAAUGUAUGAAUCGAAACGUUUCCGUUAUGAAGAAGAUGAACCCACAGAUUUAUCACAAAAGGGUGGUUCUUCCGAUACAUCAUCGGUGCACAAUCAAUCUUUACCCGGCACAAAAGCCAAAAAACCUUUACCCAAUCUCAUACCCAUUUCAAAGGAAGGAGAGAAUAUUUUGAAUCUCAGUUCGGAUAUGGCAACCGGUGGUAAUGGUCGAUAUUUUAAUGAAAAACAAAUUUCCGAAAUGUUGCAACCCUUGGAAAAGCCGGAUUCUGCUGUGGGAGCUGCACCUGCUUCACAAUUGUCACCAACCACCACCAUAGCCUCUUCCUCGGCUGCCAGCGGUAAAAGCCUAUUGGCCCGUAAAUCCGGUGGCUCAUUUUUCGAUAAAAUCAAAUUUUCCAAUACCACAAAUGAAAACCUCAUUUGUCCAUGUGGUCACAUGGCCAAAUGCUUGUCCGAGUCGAUUAUACAUCGCAAAUCCUGUACCUAUGGUCAUGAUGAUAUCGAUUUGGAUGACGAAGAUCACGAUGAGGAUGGUGAAGAGGGUCGUUUAGAAAUCGAUUUCAAUGAAGAUGAUGAGUGUGACAAACAGUCACAGUCCGCCCUUAAUUUAAGUGUCACGGGUUCAACACGCUGUCAACAUUGUCGCCAUCGUUGUAAAUCUUCAGCGGAUCUGUUGAAUCAUUUGAAAAUCUGUUCAGAGGCCAAUAGUCGUUGUGGUGAUUCAUUGUCGGGUGAGAGUAGUGUUGGUAGUCGGCUAAUGAUGGGCGAUGGCAGUGGACAGCAACACCAUCCGAUGGAAAAUCGGGUAUUUGUUUGGAAUAAAUUACCUCGCAAUCAAGGUUCGGAGGGUUCGCAAAGUUUCGAUGGAGCGCGUGGAAUGCAUCAAAAUGCCAAUAUAAAUAAUGGUGGGCAUGGGGGUUCUGGAAUUGGAGCGGGUAUACUAAGUGCCAAUAAUGAUGAGAAUAGUUAUUAUGGUGUUGAGACAGCACCAGGAUAUGGGGAGGUAACCAAAAAGAUGACACCCGAAGAAGAGGCAGCCAACUCGUCGUUGAAAAAGGUCUACAAAUGUCCGCAUUGUUCUUUUUGGGCAUCGACGGCAUCCCGCUUCCAUGUUCACAUUGUCGGUCAUCUGAAUAAGAAACCGUUCGAAUGUUCUCUCUGUUCGUAUCGUUCGAAUUGGCGUUGGGACAUUACCAAGCAUAUACGCCUAAAGACCAUUCGUGAUCCUAGCCAUAAAAAUGCCCGUGUCCUGAUGAAUGAUGAGACGGGAAGGCGCAAUUACACCAAAUACAACAAAUACAUCACAUUGAUGAAGGUGACCGAGGAGGAUGGUGAUCCCAAGCUAAUGAAAUCUGGCGAAAUGACACCGAAUCAGGUGGCCUCAUUGGCUUUCAUUAAUGAUUACAAUCAAAAGCAGCAACAGCAUCAGGGAUCUGUUGCCUCUUCCGGUUCGACGUCUUUGAAUAAUAUUUUGAAUGGUGUCAGGGAGGAUAUUACAUUGGAACCAAUACCAUCGAAGAACUCGAUGGGUGGUGUUAAUGAAGAUAACAUGGCCGAUAACUUUAUUCGUUUGCCACUCCUGGCCUCAAUGAUGAAUGCUGCCAUGGCCCAACAACAGCACCAGAAGGGACAACAGGCUAGCAGUGGAGAUCAUGAAAAUGCCACAUUGAUUACACCCUCGGUUACCAUAUCGGCUGUCAAGAAGAGUCAACAAACAUCAGCGGCUCCCUUCAAGCCAAGUGAUGAAAUCAUUUUGGAAGUGAGACCGGAUAGCAAUGAGAAGAAUUAUAAAUGUCGUAAAUGUAAUUUUAGACACAUGAAUCGUGAUGCUGUUUUGGCUCAUGUCAAAGUUCACUUCCCCGAUCCAAACGCGCCAAUUGUCACAGCCACUGCUACAACAUCACCCAACAAAUCCGGCCAAUUACAGGCCACGGGACCCCUACAAGUAUCGGUAAAUUCCAAUUUGUAUAUGAACAAAGUAUUGGCUGCCAUGUGCCUGACACAACAGCCCAACAACUCGUCGGCUAGUGCCCAGGCCCAAUUAACGAAUCUGGUUGCAGCCGGUCUACUGGAUCAAUCGACCAAUUCACCGCUAAGCGGCCUGGCAUUGGCUCUAGCUGGCAAGAGCCCCCUUAAGGCAUCACAAUUAAAUGCUGCUGCCGCUAAUAUCAUUGAGCACGGUGAGCAGAAAGCGAUUCUAAAUGACCAGGCAAGUGCCGAAAACACUAUGACGUCGCCAAAUCAAUUAACACUAGUUAAGGCGCUUCAACACAAUUCACAACAGCAACAACAAGAACAUGUACAAGCGACGUCGUCAAAUUGUGGUUAUGGGUCGGCGACGGCAACAACAAGUCCCUCAUCGUCAUCUUCAUUGCAAAAUCUAUUAACAUCGCCUAGAGGUGUCAGGCAGACCAAUAACACCACCGUCAAUAUCGAUGGUGGUCUAAAUGACAAUACAAUGGUUAUGGGUUCACCUAAAACAACAACUACAACACCGGCAACAACUCACACAAACAAGUCUGGCAUAAUGGCAACAUCUGCGACAGCAAUUCCACCUCCUCCUUCACCACAAGCAAUUGUAACUACUACUACUAGUACUCCUAUAUCUUCUCCAUGUACUUUCAAUCUAACACAAACGGCGGCAAGGCCAUUGUCUCCAAUCCAACCACCGGCAUUACUCGCAGCCUCAUUUUCUUCCUCAUUGGGAAAUAAUAAACAUUUUGGUGAUGGUCACGUCGGGGAAAAUGACUCGAGUGUCAUGUCGUCGUCGGGUGGUGGUUGCGAUCUUGGCGAUGGUCUACAAGAUCUAAUGAUGAAGGUUAUGGGUUAUGCUUCAUAUUCUUCUGAUCAUCAUGUUGGAAUAAAAUCAUCAUUAUCAUUCAAGUCGUCCAAUCCGAAUCAAACAAUAAAACAAAAUCAAAAUUCUUCCUCCACCUCCUCAGCUACUUCUAUACAAAAUCAUACCUCCUCAUCCUCUUCCCAAUGUAACAGUAAUAAUAAUAAUAACAACAAUAAUAGUAAUAAUGCUAGUAAUAAUAAUUUGGGUCAUAUGUCCUCUGGUAAUGGUUCAAACAACAACAAUAAUAAUUCUCAUCAUAACAACAACAACAAUAAUAAUGGUAAUGGUGGUAACGGUAACAACAACAACAAUAAUAAUCUAUUAACGCACGAAACAACAUCAGGCGAUAGGCGUGAUCCAUCGCCAUAUCGUUGUGGUCAUUGUCAUCAAGUAUCGAAUUGGAAGCAUGUCAUACAGCGACAUUGUCGAUUGAAACACGCUGGCGUCAUCAACAUCGAAACCCUUGAUCGUGCAGCAACCGGUGAACGUCACAUGGCUCCCGUGUAUAAACCCUUGGUCAAUGGAGCCACCAUCAAUGAUCCGCAACAACAACAACACACCAACAACAACAAUGUACUUAUGGACAACACUAGCAAAAUGCUUGUGCCAAAAUCUGAAACUCCACAAUCGUUAUUGAAUUUCCCACUACCCCUGAUAUCCGGUGCUGGGGCCUCACAAGAUUUACAUGCGGCUGCUGCAGCCUAUUUGGCCGAAAUAUAUAAAGCAGCUGCUGCCCAAAAUGGUAAUCAUAAUGCCACCCUGGCCAACAUUACCAACAUGGCUGAGGAGUUAUUGCUACAACAACAAUUACAAAAGAAUGAUCAAAUUGAAAUAACACGAGUUUCAUCCUCGUCGUCCGCCUCCAACGCCAAUAAACAACAACAACAACAGAAUUUCGGUGGCAACAACAACAAAUCAAAACAACAAAAAUGCCCCCUCUGCACAUACAUUUGUGAUAGCAAGUCCCAGAUGAAUUAUCACAUCUCGCUGCAUAAGCCCACCCAAUACGAGUGUCAUUUGUGUACCUUUGUCUGUGCCAAGAAACAACAUUUGAGUUCACAUAUGCGCAGUGUCCAUCAAAUGUUGCCCCAACAACAACAACAGCAUCAUCAGCAGCAACAACAGGCAUUUGCUGCUGCAUCAUCAGCAGCUUUAAAUAUGGAUUUCAGUUUGGCCCUUAAAAUGGCAGCAGCUGCUAAAAAUCAACAGGAUUCUCCCUUGGCCAUUGAUUUGUCGGGUAUUAAACACAACAUAGCCAGUCUAAAUUCUCCAGCUCAACGUUCAACAACAGCCGGAACAAAUUCCGUAGCCAAUGCCAAUUCCGCAUCUAAUCAACAUUUACCACCCGAAUAUCAAUAUCGUUUAAUUUAUUAUUGCAAUAAAUGUCCCGCCCGUUAUGCCCAGAAACACAAUGAUCCGCAAACAGCAAAAACUGAUCUUGAUGACCACUUGAGGCAACAUGAACCCUAUCACGGCAGUUCAGAUGAUUCACGUAAAUAUCAAUGUGAAUAUUGUGAUUAUAGGGCGGCCCACGAGACCUUGGUUCAGGCUCAUCGUUAUGUCCACACCAGUCAGUAUCAAGAGAAAUGCAAUGAGCUGUAUAAAAAUUGUAAAGAUGAUACCGUGUAUCGGGCACCGAAAUUAAUGCACAUCACAGCAACGCGCAAUAAUAUGAAACAUGAAACCAUAUGGGUGGUGGAUCAGGAUCUGAAUGAGGGUCACAUCAUGAAAAUGGGUGGUCAAAAUUCCAGCAUUACAUCAAGUUCGCCGAAUGGCGGUUUUGAAGUCGGCAAUUCCUUGCUUAAGAAACAAUUGGAAUCGAAACAAAAUUCCACGACAAAUGUCCAAGAAGUGGCCACAAAAGAUGUGGAGGAUUUGGCCUCUGUUUCACCGGCUAACAGUGACAUGAUGGAACAUGUGUCGGAGAAAACCAACCGACAGGAAAAUCAUUCCCCCUCACCAGCACCUGAAAAUGUGGAAAAAUGUCAACAUUGUCCAUUUGAGAGCACGUUGAGUUCGGAGUUUAAAACCCAUAUCCAACAGCAUAUUUCGGUUUCACAGCAGCAUUUGGCCUACACCUGUGAACACUGCGAUUACACCGCUGAUGAACAGGAUCACAUUGAUGAACAUACACGCAUACAUUUCAAUAGCAUGGAGAAACUGAAAGAUGUUGCAUUCUUUACCAGCUAUGAUAAAUUGGAAUUGAGUAUGGAACAGCCAUUGACGGCAGAGGAGAACGAAGGCGCGGAUGAGGCAGCCGGGGAAGAAAAUCAUUUGGAAAUGAAUAUCAAAAAGGAGGUGGUGCAAUCGAAUAACAACAAUGAUGAAGAUCGUAUUAAUGAAAAUUUGAAACAAUCUGCCACCACCACCGCUAAUAACAACAGCGGUAAUAACAAUAAUGAGGCAAAUACAUCAACGAAACCGGAGGAGAAUAAAUCCCAAAAAUGUGCUAAAAUUAUUUUAUAUAAAAAUGAUGGCUGUUUGAGUAUUAAAAAGGAAAAUAAUAACAACAACAACGAAACAGAACAACAAUCACAGCAGCAGCAGAAUAAUAGCUCUUCCAAUAACCAAAAUAUUAGUGAUCGUCUAAGAAGACGCAUUAGUCGCCAAAGUGGAAAUGUAAUGCCAACCAACACCACCAGCAACAACAAUAACAACAACUCAACAUCUGAUGACCAACAACAACAACAGUCGACAACUACAAGCCAUAAAACUAUAUUAGUUAAUGCCAAAACUGGUCAAGUUAUCAGCAGGAAUUAAAUUCU